Messenger RNA from Gilbertella persicaria, 500 nucleotides. RefSeq lists its product as uncharacterized. The record is from RefSeq and is a predicted model, not a curated record. The annotation marks the transcript as partial. NCBI's taxonomy places the organism in Eukaryota, Fungi, Mucoromycota, Mucoromycetes, Mucorales, Choanephoraceae. The transcript has 4 exons.
CUUAUGAUUGCAUAACAUCGACUCAUGGGCUUACUCAUCUUAAGAAUUAGACAGUACUUCCAGCGCUUUUUUAACAAUCUGAAGAAUUGCUGCGCUCCUCUUUGGUUGACAAAAAUCGAUAUACUAUUGGGCCUUUAUAUAGAUAAAAAAACAAAAGUCGAAACCAGAGUUAGAGUGUAAGUAAACAUAUAAGAGCUACUUGUUUCUUUUUGUUCCAAGUUUUGACAUGAAAUGUCACAUCGCCUGGUCCUGGUAAUGUUUGUUUGCUCUAUAUGUUUAGAUGAGAUUAGUCUGCUUCCAUUUAAAAUCAAAAUUUCAAACAAGUUCUUGCUGUCUCUUGGUUUAUAAUAAGUUUGAUAUGCUAUUACACACCUUCAAUAUACUCAAAACUAGCUUUUUUUCUUCAAAAAAGAAUGCCCUCCUAAAGGAAUUGACUAUUUAUCCGUACAAGACAUGCACUUUGUCAGGUAAGUUUAUGGAUAGCAAGAUGGUGGUUUUUU